Molecule: messenger RNA, 1323 nt
Organism: Carassius auratus (goldfish)
Lineage: Eukaryota; Metazoa; Chordata; Actinopteri; Cypriniformes; Cyprinidae
Product: C-type lectin domain family 12 member B-like
Exons: 2
Coding region: 286-990 (234 amino acids)
Source: RefSeq, a predicted model, not a curated record
UGCAACUGAGAUAGGUUUCUGAGCAAUAUUAAAUUCAAUAAAUUCAGCAACUUAGAAUUAAGAAGCUGUUUCUGCUGCUCUGAACUUCUAUAACCAGAACAUUUUUUUUAUGGUUGCUAUGCAAAUUAACUGGUAUGAACAGACUAGACUUCACACAUUUUCAUGCACUUUGAUAUACUUUGUCACACUUUGGACUCAUCUGUUGAAAGUGCCGCCUCAAAAAGCAGACAACUGCAGAGAAGCAACAACGUCUAUCGUCACACGGCUGAUUCACAGUGACUGAAAAUGUCAGAGAGCAUUUAUGGCAAUAUAAACACUGAUGGAAUAUGGGAAAUGGGCAGCAGAGAUGGAGAAGAGAUGAACACCAACACCAAAGCAGAUACUCAUGACGUCAGGACAGGAAAGGAGAAACAAACAUCUGAACACAUAAGAAGUGAUUCGGUGAAGAGCAGAAGCUCCAGAGCAGCUGUAGUGUGUUUGGUUCUGCUGUGUGUUCUUCUGCUGGCUGCAGUCAUAGUGCUGUGUGUUCACAUCUACACAAACAACACACACUGCACAGACGACAGAAAGCUACUAACCAAGAUCACCAACCUCACAGAACAGAUCGACCAGAUACAAACCAAUUACACAAACAUGACAAAUGAAAGGGAUGGAUUAUUAAUGAGGAUUGACAACUUGACUAAACAAAAAGACCAGUUCAGUCAAGAGAGAAAUCAACUGCGGACGAUUCUCAAUGAAACAGGUGAACUUGAAUUGCUAUUGCUAAAAACAAGUUUCAUUAUUCGGUGUACUGUAGAUGGGAAUCACGAGCUAAUAGCUGAACCUUUUGUUGUGUUUACAGAUGGAUGGUUACACUCUAACUUCAGCUUUUACUUUAUUUCCUUACUGAAGAAGAGCUGGUCAGAGAGCAGAAGAUACUGUACAGAUAGAGGAGCGGAUCUGAUCAUCAUAAACAACAGAGAGGAACAAGUGAGUGAAAAAAGAAAGUAGAGAAAAAGAGAAGGCCUAUAUAUGUUCUUAUAUGGUAUGUGGAUGUCUAUUUGAAAGUUGCUUGUCUGCUUUUUUUUUUUACUAGGAGUUUGCAAAAAAGUUUUCCCAUGGUAAUGAAUUCUGGAUUGGUCUGACUGACAGUGAAGAAGAGGGCAACUGGAAAUGGGUUGAUGACAGCAAACUGACCUCUGGGUGAGAAAUUACUGAACUGAUUAUUAUGUAAUAAAUCAGUAUCAGUAUCAUAUCACACAGAAAGUAACAAUGAACAUCUAAUACCAAUCUGUUCUUUUAGCUUGUGGAGGUCUGGAGAGCCCAAUGGAAAUAGAGGAGAGA